Messenger RNA from Melopsittacus undulatus (budgerigar), 2422 nucleotides. It is a transcript of the gene RAB2A, whose product is annotated as RAB2A, member RAS oncogene family. Bases 243 to 881 code for a protein of 212 amino acids. The record is from RefSeq and is a predicted model, not a curated record. The transcript is spliced from 9 exons. Gene Ontology annotation, cellular component: Golgi apparatus. NCBI's taxonomy places the organism in Eukaryota, Metazoa, Chordata, Aves, Psittaciformes, Psittaculidae. Gene Ontology annotation, molecular function: GTP binding; GTPase activity. Gene Ontology annotation, biological process: vesicle-mediated transport.
CGGGGGCGGGGCGGAGCGAGGAGGUGGGUGCGUGACGUUGCCGGAGGGGUCCAGGGCCGCUUAGCGCCUGUUAUUGUUCUCGCCUCCCGCUCCUCCCGCUGUCGUGUCUGCCUUCCCCGGCCCCCCAGGCAGCGGCAGGAGGGCAGCAGCGACCCAGCCGCCGGCGGAGCGCCAGCCCUGACAGCGGGGCCGGGGGGAGAGCUUCCCGAAGGAGCGAGCGAGAGCCGGGGAGCCGGACGGCCAUGGCCUACGCGUAUCUGUUCAAGUAUAUCAUCAUCGGGGACACAGGUGUUGGGAAAUCAUGUCUAUUGUUACAGUUUACAGACAAGCGGUUUCAACCAGUCCACGAUCUCACUAUUGGUGUAGAAUUUGGGGCUCGAAUGAUAACUAUUGAUGGAAAACAGAUAAAGCUUCAGAUAUGGGACACGGCAGGGCAGGAGUCCUUCCGCUCCAUUACAAGGUCAUACUACAGAGGGGCAGCAGGGGCUUUACUAGUGUAUGACAUCACAAGGAGGGACACUUUCAACCACUUGACAACUUGGUUAGAAGAUGCUCGUCAGCAUUCCAAUUCCAACAUGGUUAUAAUGCUUAUUGGAAAUAAAAGUGAUUUAGAAUCCAGACGAGAAGUCAAGAAAGAAGAAGGUGAAGCAUUUGCACGAGAGCACGGACUUAUCUUCAUGGAGACAUCUGCCAAAACUGCUUCUAACGUAGAGGAGGCAUUUAUUAACACUGCAAAGGAGAUCUACGAGAAAAUCCAGGAAGGUGUUUUUGACAUUAAUAAUGAGGCAAAUGGCAUAAAAAUUGGCCCUCAGCAUGCUGCUACCAAUGCAACGCUUGCAGGCAAUCAGGGAGGACAACAAGCUGGAGGAGGCUGCUGUUGAGCCCAUUUUUACUUUCUAGCUGCCUGGAUGGGGCCUACUAACUUGUUUGUUCACCCUUCCCUCCCCCACCCCGCUCGCCUCCAGUUCAACUGAGACAUGAAACUUGUAAGUUGGUUUCCUGUUGCAGAAGACUUUAUCCUUCAAAUUCUUGUAUAACUUUGAAUAAAUGGUUAAUGUUCACUUAAAGACAGAUUUUGGAGAUUGUAUUCAUAUCUAUUUACAUUUGAUUUCUAGGUCAAUUGAUGUGAUUAUUUUUGUUAAAUGUUGUCUUGUGCCCUUGACUACGAACUGAAUUGUAUUAAACACUACAAAGUCAUCUGAGUAUUUUAAUCAGUUUGUGUAGUUAGGUUUCCCACCUCCUGCGGUUACCUAAUGUUUAAUAUUGUAGAGCUGUCCUCAAGUUUUUUGUCAAUUUUCAAGGCUAUAAGGAGAAGUGGAAGGACUCUUUUAAUUCUGUAUUUAUCACUUUCUGUAUAUAUAGUUUAAUAACCUGCUUGGGUGUACUUGCCAAGCUAGAAUUCUUUAAUGCAUUUGCAUAAAUUCUAUACUACUUAGAGCUUGAAAACUACAGAAGCAUCAAUAGAAAUUGCUUGGACGCUAAAUUUUAAGCCUUUUUGACAUUGUUAGCAUGUUCAUCCUCCCCCUUCAUUAUCCUGAAGUCCAAGAGAAAUGCUUAAUGUAUAUUACUAGAGGCUACAUACGUGCUAUCUAUUUUAAUGCCAAAUGUUUGCUGUUUGUCCACAAUUUCCACAGCACCUCUUCAGAAAUGGAUUAGCUGUUUGCCUUAACAAAUACUAUAGGUAAAACCAGAGUAUGAAUGAAAAGUGGAGGAACAGUUGAUAAAUCUAAACCGGCACAUUAUAAAAAAAAAAAAGGUUAAUCUUUUCUUAAUGUUUUUUUCUUGUUACCACUUAAUUUCUAGGUAUAUUUUUCAUGAAGGACAGUUUUUUCAACCUAAAUGUACAGUGGUUGUGUAAAGUUUUCUUUUAGUGGCAACUUGUAAUCCUAAGUAUAUGGUAAGCAUCUUGUCUAUUGUGAAGAGGGUGUGAAAAUAAAAUCUGCCAGUUUGGAAAUCUUGAUGAAAAUCAAACUUAGAAAUGCUUUGGUACUUAUUAUGGUGGUGGUUGGGGGCAGGGGUAUGUUUUGCCUCACAUGAAAGCAUUGCAACAGUGCAAAACAAAAUCCUGUAUUCAAGUGUUUAUUUGUUAAAGUACAGAAUAUUCAUGUCACUUUCCCUACAAAGGAGGAAAUGACUGAGUUUGCAUCUUGUCUUACCUAAAUAAAUCACAGCUAAAAGGGUGACACUAAUGGUAGGCCAUGGUUUAUGUAUCAGGUGGGGAAAAAGGGGACAGGACAGGCAAGAAAUGACUGCAAAACUUUUGUUAUACUGGACCAAUACUGACUGCAACCCGACCCUGGGGGACAUGGAUCCUCAUGUCAUCCAUUCUUUGUCAGAACUUUAAUGCCGAAAGUGAAUACACUUCAGCCUAACAGGUGUUAACAUAGCAGUGGUUCUGAGAUUAAAUCAGGUCUAAAAAUCA